GGCGCGUGCGCAGGCAUUCUGGGCCGCAGCGAGCAGAACGCUGAGCGGUGGCUGGCUGUGGGCACCAUGAGACGCGGGGAGGAGUGGUCCCAGGCCGGGGGUGCCGGCGCUGGCGUCUCCGAGCUGGAGGUGCUGAAGCUGCGCGCUGCAGAGCGCAUCGAUGAGGCAGCCGAGCGGCUGGGGGCCCUGAGCAGCGCGAUCUGGAGCGAGCCCGAGCUGGCCUACGAGGAGCGCCAUGCCCACAGCAUACUGACGCGCUUUUUCGAGCAUGAGCCGCCAGCCGCCGCCUGGAAGGUGCAGCCUCACUACGAGCUGCCUACGGCCUUCCGGGCCGAGUGGGAGCCGGCGGGCGGCCCGGAAGCGCCGAGCGCCGGGCCGCGGCCGCUGCACUUGGGCUUCCUCUGCGAGUACGACGCGCUGCCCGGCAUCGGGCACGCCUGCGGCCACAACCUGAUUGCCGAGGUCGGCGCGGCGGCCGCGCUGGGCGUAAAGGGGGCCCUCGAGAGCCUCCUCGGGCCGCCUCCGCCGGUGAAGGUAAUUGUCUUGGGAACACCUGCAGAAGAAGAUGGUGGUGGGAAAAUUGAUUUAAUUGAAGCAGGAGCUUUUAAAAAUCUUGAUGUUGUUUUUAUGGCCCAUCCAUCCCAAGAAAAUGCUGCUUAUCUACCUGAUGUUGCUGAACAUGAUGUGACUGUGAAAUACUAUGGAAAAGCAUCUCAUGCUGCUGCUUAUCCCUGGGAAGGAGUAAAUGCGUUAGAUGCUGCUGUUCUCGCCUACAACAAUCUGUCUGUGUUAAGACAACAAAUGAAACCAACUUGGAGAGUUCAUGGUAUAAUAAAAAAUGGUGGUGUAAAACCCAAUAUCAUUCCCUCUUAUUCUGAAUUAAUCUAUUACAUCCGUGCGCCCUCAAUGAAAGAACUUCCAGUUUUGACCAAAAAGGCAGAAGAUUGCUUCAGAGCGGCAGCUUUGGCUACUGGGUGUACAGUAGAAAUUAAAGGUGGAAAACAUGAUUACUACAAUGUUCUUCCCAAUAAAAGCCUAUGGAAAGCUUAUAUGGAAAAUGGAAAAAAGCUGGGAAUCGACUUCAUUUCAGAAGAUGCAAUGUUGAAUAGCCCAUCAGGAUCUACUGAUUUUGGAAAUGUUUCUUUUGUGGUCCCUGGAAUUCAUCCAUACUUUUACAUCGGCUCUGACGCCCUGAAUCACACUGAACAAUAUACUGAAGCUGCAGGAUCACAAAAAGCUCAGUUCUACACUUUGCGUACAGCCAAAGCUCUGGCAAUGACAGCAUUGGAUGUUAUUUUUAAGCCAGAGUUGCUAGAAAGAAUCAGAGAGGACUUCAGAUUAAAACUUCAAGAAGAAGAGUUCUUAAAUACAGUAAAAUAAAAGGAAGAUUAGGAGCCGCUUAUGAAUCAUUAAGAAGAGUUGAUGACUUUUUGUCUUUGAUAUUUUUAAUGGAGGACAUGCUUGUUUUUUAAUCUUAGAGGAAUCAAGUCCCUUCUGCAUGAAAAGCGAGGACAUGAUGUGAAGAAAGCACAUUACUUCGUAUCCAAAAUGAAAAUUUUCACAAAUCUAUGCUUGAUGGAAUUGUGAACAUUCAAGAACUCAUGUGUAAUGGCACUUCUUAAACACUCUCGGUGAUAACAUGGUUUAUCAGUGAUAGUAUUUUAUAAAUUCAUAUGCUAUAUAGGUGCAUUUAAAAAGGUCUUCAGACAUUUAAAACUCUAUAUCCAGAAUUGACACACAUGAAAGAGUCCUUUGGCAUAGGGUGGUAAAACUGUUCUGUAAAGUAAUUUUAAAAUUCAAUUUGUAAAUUCAGGGAAAGUUCAUUUUGAAUAUCUGACUUUAUUUGUUUGGUUUCAUUUAUAAUAAACGUAGGCUUUGUAAAUCAGAAAUGCUUGCAUGAAGUAUCUAGAAACUCAAGUACAUAGAAUAAGCCUUGGUUCUACCAUUUGACGGGAAAUGGGAAUGUUUUAUCUUUUUAUAAUUAGCUCUGAGAAGUGACAUUAAAGUGCUAUUCCUAAUUCAAUACUACAGCAAUAGAAAAAAUUAUAGACAGGUAGAAUUGGGCUCUUCCUUUAAGAUAUUUGCCUGGUAGCCCAGUGUGUCCUAGGAAGACUUGAUGACAGAGACACAAUGACUGUACCUGGCUUGAGUCUUGUUGCACAGUCAGUGUGCACCAGUCUGCAAUGUCAUGUGUUCUAGUUUGCUAAUGCUGCCGGAAAGCAAAACACCAGAGGUGGACUGGCUUUUAUAAAAGGGGGUUUAUUUGGUUACACAGUUAAGGCCAUAAAGUGUCCAAGGUAAGGCAUCAACA
Molecule: messenger RNA, 2311 nt
Organism: Choloepus didactylus (southern two-toed sloth)
Lineage: Eukaryota; Metazoa; Chordata; Mammalia; Pilosa; Megalonychidae
Gene: PM20D2
Product: peptidase M20 domain containing 2
Exons: 7
Coding region: 67-1380 (437 amino acids)
Molecular function (GO): dipeptidase activity
Source: RefSeq, a predicted model, not a curated record